Molecule: messenger RNA, 757 nt
Organism: Moneuplotes crassus
Lineage: Eukaryota; Ciliophora; Spirotrichea; Euplotida; Euplotidae
Source: the annotation of a GenBank genome assembly
CCCCAAAACCCCUUUUGCUAUAUAAAAUAUUGUGUUUAUGGAAUUGAUAAGAGCCAAUGGCAGAAAACUUCAGGAUAUCAGAGCAAUUGAUAUCAGCAUGAACCCAAUUAAGUAUGCUGACGGGAGUGCAACUUUCAAAAUCGGAAAUACCUCAGUAGUUGCUUAUGUUCAGGGUCCUCAUGAAAUUUUAUCAAAGAAGGGAAAGUAUACUGAUAAAGGAAUUCUAAAUGUAAAGUUCUUUAUGACUAAUUUCUCAACACCCCAACACAAGACAAAUGUCAAGAAAAACAUCAGAAUGACUGAAUUUGGAAAUCUACUCAAGAGUGUAUUUGAAGGUGUUAUCUUACUUAAAAAUUACCAAAAUUCACAAAUUGAUUUGCACAUUUGAGUUCUUGAAAAUGAUGGAGGAUACAAAUCAGCAGCCUUUAAUGCAGCUACCCUUGCAUUAGUUGAUGCAGGAAUCAGUCUAUCUCAAUAUGUUGUCUCAAUGAAUUCAGGAUUCCUUGAAUCUUUCACUCCAGCUAUUGAUCUUCAACAGACUGAAGAGAAAAAGCAUAAUUGAGACUUCUUAAUAUCAUACCUUCCAAAAACUAAGAAAAUUGCGUUCAUAGAGUUGGAUUCCAAAAAGUUAUCGAUCAAAGAGGUGAAUAGCUUGGUAGAACUUGCUAUAGAAGGAUGAAUGCACAUAAAUGAGAUCAUUGACCAGUACAUUCGAGAGAAUAUUGAAAACAAUCUUCACUAUUUUGCUUACGAAUAA